Molecule: messenger RNA, 2204 nt
Organism: Prorocentrum cordatum
Lineage: Eukaryota; Dinophyceae; Prorocentrales; Prorocentraceae
Source: the annotation of a GenBank genome assembly
GCCGAGUUGAGUGGACGUCUGUGGUCGCGCUCUCCUCCCCUUCCUCAAAGUCAAGCUUCUGCCGUGAACAACUAGGAGCAUUACCGCAAGCACGGGAGCAUCCAAGUUGGUGCUGCUCCCCACGGGGAUCCGCAGCCACUUCGGCUGAAGGGCUCUGACAGCCCAGCAAUUUCUUCCCCCCGCGCACUUCGCUCACGGGGGUCGACUCAUUGCCAGGAGCGUCUCGCGCAUUCUCUUCAAAGCGCGGUCGCUCCGUCUCUAUCUGACCGUGAACCCGAAUCGCCGAAGAAUAACAUCAUGGCCGCAUACUAUUACCAGGACGCCGCGGCCGCCGCGCACUAUGGCCCCUGCCCGAUCGGCGUCCCGCCCUGGGUGCCAUCCUACGUUGCCGGCGGCGCGCCGGCAGCGACCGCGGCCGCCCAGCCGCCGUCGCGAGAGGUCCCGCCCCACGGGAGAGAGGGCGACAAGAAGAGCCCCGAGGAGAUGGCGAACGACCUGCUGAGCAAGCUGGACGAGCAGUCCAUGUGGAAGCUGGCCAAGGAGCUGCUCGACCUCGGCCUGGUGCGCGUGGCGAAGAUGGAGGCCGUGGGCAUGGACGCGGAGGGCAGUGAGGGCGAGGACGGCAGGGUCGGCGCCGCCGGCCAGUCCCCGCCGCCGCGGUACUUCACCGGCCCGCCCCCGCCAGGCUCCGCCGCCGCGGCCGCUCCGCCGCUUCUGGCGAUGCCCCCGCCCCCGGACGAGUGGGGCUCGGUGCCGCAGGAGUGCCAGGUGCAGUAUCCUUCGACCGACCCCUAUACCCCUCAUCCCCAUCCCCAUCCAGACCCCCACCACCAGAGCACCCCGGUUGGGGAUAUGCCCUUCGAAGCCCGGAAGGGACAGCCUAGGUCCCCAUCUAGGGGGCUACAUCGGCCAGUCGGGCACAGGCCACGUCCAUGGGGACAGGGGUCGGUCAAGCGGUGCUCACAGUUGCAGAUGCUGCACGCGAUGCAGGAGCAUGCCUCCUACGCCUCGCGGGUGCUCGGCGGCCCGGUGCCACCGAUGGCCGCCGCUCCCUGGGACCUCGUGCCGCCCAUGCAGGGCAUGCCGCUGCCCCCCCCCGCGGCGAUGCCCGCGUGGCCAGCCGACCACGCGCCCAGCCUCAGGCAGCCGCGGGCGCAGAUCCAGCUCGCGAAGCAGCUGCCCCCCCAGGCCAAAGAGGCCGGGCGCCGGAGCCAGCAGAGGGUGGAGGUGGACGACGAGGACCACGAGGGCGCUCAGGAGGGCCAGGGCCCUCUGGUCGACGAGGCGACCGCGACGACCAUGAUCCUCCGGAACCUGCCCCCGACGUUCACGCAGCAGGGUACGCAGGAGUGGCUGGACGAAAAGGGCUACAAGGGCAAGUACGACUUCGCGCUCUUCUUCCCGGCGCGGAAGACAUCCCGCCUCAGCAUAUUCCCGUACGCGUUCGUCAAUUUCCUCACGCUGGAGCUCGCCCAGGAGUUCAAGGGCCAGUUCCACCUGUCUCGUUUCUCGGGCGAGCCCUGCAGUGAGGUGGUCGAGGACAACGGCAAGCAGGCACCGCCGCUGAGCGUCGUUGCGGCCCGCAGGCAGGGCUUUUCGGAGAACUACGUGCGCUUCUCCCACCUGCUCGACGACACCAGAAGCACUCAGUGCAGGCCCUUCUUCGCGGACGAGUCGAUCAAGUGCCUCUCGAAGGACGAGUUGGAGGCGGCGCAGAAGCAGGCCCAGCAGGUGGCCGCGGAGAACCUGGCCUCUGAGGCGCCCUGCACCACCUUCAUCGUGAGGAACCUGCCACUGGCGCUUUCGGACCAGGAUGCCGCGCGGGAGUGGCUCGACAGCAAGGGCUUCAAGGGGGAGUACGACUUCUUCAUCUGGUUCCCCGAGAAGAAGCAGCGCAAGGCGGCCUUCGCGGCCGACGCCGCCGAGCAGCCCCAAGGGAUGGGGUACUUCUUCGUCAACUUCAAGGACGCCGCUGCGGGCCAGAAGUGCAAGGACGACCUCGACGGUCAGCAGUUCGACGAUUCGGGCGAGCGCCUCAACGUGGUCGCCGCGCGGAAGCAGGGGCUCGACGAGCUCCUGCGGCACUUCGGGAACCUCGGCGAAGGCGGGCGCGUGGCCCCGUGGGUGGCGACCGACCGCGCCGACCGGUCAUCGGCCCAGGCGUCGUGCCAAUGAUGUAAUUACACUGCCGGGCAGAAACAUCC